AUCCCGCUGAAAUCGAAGCUGAUCCACAACUGCAGUCUCAAAUCAAGCAAUUCCAUGCAGAUCCCCGUUUUAAACCGCCCCACACCUUCGCUCUGGAAGCGCAUUGCACUCCUUCUCGUGACUGUGUUCCUCUUCUGGGCUGCAUUCCAGUUGCAGCCCCAAAGAUCACAACCCAAAAUCGUUCAUGCUGAAAGGUACUCGAAGGAUUUCAAAUACCGCCCAGCAGCGAGUCCUGUAAUCACGGAGCGACUCAAAGAUGGUGUAGUCCGCCUUCGCGGGGCAUAUUUCUAG
Messenger RNA from Suillus subalutaceus, 291 nucleotides. RefSeq lists its product as uncharacterized. NCBI's taxonomy places the organism in Eukaryota, Fungi, Basidiomycota, Agaricomycetes, Boletales, Suillaceae. The transcript has 2 exons. The annotation marks the transcript as partial. The record is from RefSeq and is a predicted model, not a curated record.